AUGGCUGCCCAAGUUAAUGGCGAUGUGCACUCAUCCUCGGCAACCCUUCAGCACAUCACUGGGUACCCUCUGGUUAGCGAUGCUCUGACCACCUUCAAGAGCAACCCGUACGGUCAGAAGUCCAUAGAGCUGGGCGAUUCUGCGUACAAGACCUUUGCGGCGCCUGUCCUACCCUACCUCUCCAGGCCAUACCAAUAUGUCUCGCCGUACGUCCAGAAGGCCGACUACUUGGGUGCCGGAGUGUUGAACAAGGUUGAUGAGCGCCUGCCCGUGUUGAAGACACCUACCAAAGAGCUCUACUCCAACGGCAAACAGAUUGUCUUCUACCCUGUCGUCAAGGGCAAGGACGCUACGGAUCAUGUCUUCAGCGUCUACAACUCUGAGUAUAAGAAGGUCGGCGGUGAUGGAGUCGUUACGUACGGCAAGGCUCUCAUCUCGACGGGCUUGGUCGUCACCACCGAGGCAUUGAACUGGAUCGGUGACAUCUUGCGAAGCGGGCAGUCCAAGGCCAAAGAGGCUGGCAACGAGGCUCGCGAGCAAGUUCAGCAAUAG
Messenger RNA from Pseudomassariella vexata, 552 nucleotides. RefSeq lists its product as uncharacterized. The transcript is spliced from 2 exons. Lineage: Eukaryota; Fungi; Ascomycota; Sordariomycetes; Amphisphaeriales; Pseudomassariaceae. The record is from RefSeq and is a predicted model, not a curated record. The coding region runs from base 1 to 552 and encodes 183 amino acids.